Cercocebus atys (sooty mangabey) is the source of this 945-nucleotide messenger RNA. Its product is annotated as olfactory receptor 2B6-like. The record is from RefSeq and is a predicted model, not a curated record. The transcript has a single exon. NCBI's taxonomy places the organism in Eukaryota, Metazoa, Chordata, Mammalia, Primates, Cercopithecidae. Gene Ontology annotation, cellular component: membrane. Gene Ontology annotation, molecular function: olfactory receptor activity; G protein-coupled receptor activity. Gene Ontology annotation, biological process: G protein-coupled receptor signaling pathway. Bases 1 to 945 code for a protein of 314 amino acids.
AUGUGGAUCUACAAUCAAAGCUCGCUACAUGAUUUUAUCCUAUUGGGAUUUUCUGACCAUCCCUGGCUAGAGACACCCUUCUUUGUAAUCUUUCUGGUGGCCUACAUCUUUUCCCUAUUUGGAAACAUCUCCAUUAUCCUAGUUUCCUGCCUGGAUCCCCAGCUUGACAGUCCCAUGUACUUAUUUGUCUCCAAUCUAUCCUUUCUGGACCUCUGCUAUACCACCAGCACUGUCCCACAGAUGCUGGUCAACCUCCGGGGAGCAGAAAAGAUCAUUAGCUAUGGGGGUUGUGUUGCCCAACACUAUAUAUUUUUGGUCCUGGGUUCUACUGAAUCCAUACUUCUAGCCAUCAUGGCCUUUGACCGUUACGCUGCCAUUUGCAAGCCCCUUCACUACCCAGUCAUCAUGAACCAGACACGCUGUAUCCACAUGGCUGCUGCCACUUGGAGCAGUGGUUUUGCUAACUCCGUUGUCCAGUCCACUCUCACAGUGGUGGCCCCAAGAUGUGGACAGAGGGUGUUGGACCAUUUCUUCUGUGAAGUUCCAGCCCUUUUGAAACUAGCCUGUAUUGAUACUGGUGUGAAUGAAACUGAGCUCAAUGUACUAGGCGCUUUGCUUCUCCUGGUGCCACUCACCCUCAUCCUGGGCACUUAUGUGUUCAUUGCUCAGGCAGUAAUGAGAAUCCGCUCUGCUGAAAGUCGCUGGAAGGCUUUCAAUACCUGUGCCUCACAUUUGCUGGUGGUCUCCCUCUUCUACUUCACGGCCAUCAGUAUGUAUGUACAGCCUCCCUCUAGCUAUUCUCGUGACCGGGGAAAGGUCAUGGCUCUCUUCUAUGGCAUUGUCACACCCACCCUCAACCCAUUCGUCUACACAUUGAGAAACAAGGAUGUGAAAGCUGCCCUGAGAAGAUCACUGACUAAAGAGUUUUGGAUUAAGACAAGAUGA